GUUGCAGAGAGUGGUGGCGGACUAUCUGCAAAGACGGAACAAGCCCACUCGACCUGGGACUUAUGCACCUUCACCCCUUCAACGAGCACAGACGGCCACGGAGGGCGCUCUCGACCCCAGGCUCACAGGGCUUCCAAUGCCUUUGUUGCCGGGACUCUAG
This is a messenger RNA of Cladocopium goreaui, 160 nucleotides long. The record is from the annotation of a GenBank genome assembly. NCBI's taxonomy places the organism in Eukaryota, Dinophyceae, Suessiales, Symbiodiniaceae.